AUGGGAAAGCUGUUCAAGAAGUUCAGGAUAGAAAAGGCCAAUGAAAGGAAAAAAGCUAAGGAAAAGCCAAAAAUAAAGAAGACACAAGAGAUAAGAAGCCAUAUAAGAGAGCGCUCGGAAAUAGAAAAAAUAUUUUGUUGUUUGGAUGUCUCCUACAGAAGAAGGACUGGGUACAGGAAGAUCAUUGGUUUGAAUGAGGCAGAAUUGGAGAAAAACAUAUUUCUUGUUUUGGAAAAGGUUUUAGAGGUCGUGGUGACCUUCGAUCCUGUGGACAGUCUGUUCUAUUCUGUGCUGAAGAGAGUGCUACGCCUUAGGAACAGCGUUUCCAUACACCCUCUUCUUAUAGAUUACUUUUUUGCGUCCGUUCUUUGUGGAGCCAGCUACGAAGACUUCGGCUUUUUCCUUCUCAAGAACUCGCCACAGCUCUUAGUGAGCAACAAGGACAAAAUUCUUGCCCGUCUUCCCGACGGGGAGCUAAAAAGCAAGAUAUCUGAGCUGAAGCCGAGAAACAGAUGUCCUUCCAUUGAAUAUCAGCAGAAAUUUGUGAUUUUAAAAGACAAAGUAUUGAUAGACGAUAGAAGAGCCAAAUAA
Molecule: messenger RNA, 591 nt
Organism: Encephalitozoon cuniculi GB-M1
Lineage: Eukaryota; Fungi; Microsporidia; Unikaryonidae
Exons: 1
Coding region: 1-591 (196 amino acids)
Source: RefSeq, marked provisional